AUGGGCUUUGGUGAAAGUGUCACCGCAUUGCUCGAGACCUACUCCAACUGCCUGGCGCUCCUGAAGGCUUUCAAGCGCCGAGCUGGCGAUGCCGACAGGAGGAGCGACCAGCAGUCGCUGCUGCGCAAGUCUCUCAAGGCCGACCGCAACAGAGUGAGCCGUGCGUACUCGUCGAGGCUGUCCGAGUCGGGAAGUCGUCUGGAAAAGGGCGAUGCCAAAGCCAAGUCGGCAUUGAGCCGAGUGCUCAAGAAGCUCCGUGCGGCGAUCGCCAACCUCAUGCGCAUCGCCAGCAAGAAUCAGAAACCCGUGCUUGACUACAACUCGUUGAUGUCCCUGUCCAAUGCGUCUCGCCACGCCUUCUCGAAGAUCCCUUGCCUCAUCUUCCACAUCCUCGAAGCACAAGCGGCAUAA
Phaeoacremonium minimum UCRPA7 is the source of this 411-nucleotide messenger RNA. RefSeq lists its product as hypothetical. Bases 1 to 411 code for a protein of 136 amino acids. The transcript is spliced from 3 exons. The record is from RefSeq and is a predicted model, not a curated record. Lineage: Eukaryota; Fungi; Ascomycota; Sordariomycetes; Togniniales; Togniniaceae.